This is a messenger RNA of Lactuca saligna, 708 nucleotides long. The record is from the annotation of a GenBank genome assembly. NCBI's taxonomy places the organism in Eukaryota, Viridiplantae, Streptophyta, Magnoliopsida, Asterales, Asteraceae.
AUGCUCAAGACUGUUGAUUCUAAAAAUCAGAUUCUUGUGAAAUAUUUGGCUUCGAUUAACUCUUCUGUACUAACUGGGGUUCUUCCACAAAAAGAGGCAGAAGGUUCUUCUAAAGCUUCUAACGCUCCAAAGAAGAAGAAGCAUGUUGGAAAAGCACUAACUAUGGAAGAGGAGUUUUCAUCCCAAUCCACUGAGGUUGAGAGAAUGAUUCAUGACGAAGAACCUAAUGAUGAUGAUAUCAUGGUGUCAUUUACUGAUAUUCAAUUUGGUCCUAGGGAGGAGAAUGUUCCUGGUAGCUUAAUCAUGUCAGAGAGGUUAGCAUUUCAUUCUAAGAGUUAUGACUAUGAGAUUCAAAAGCUUCAUGGUGUUGCAAAGGAACAUCAUGAACUCUUUGUUGAACAAGUGACUAAGAUGAAGGAGCCUGUGGAUCUCAAAAUCGCUAAACUCAAAUCUGAGUUGUCAAAAGAGGUUCAGAAAAUGGAGCAAAACUACACCUUGUUGCAUGGCCAAGUCGAUGUCAUUACGACUGCUAUUGCUAUGUGGUUGAGUUUAAUUCUAAGUAUACUAAUAAGCUUGAAGUCAAUUCAAAAAAGGAUACUUAGGUGUUCCAAAAGAUGGAUGAAUCAUUAUCAAGUAUCAAGGAGUCUAUUUCUAAGGUUGAUCUUUCGAAUUAAUCAACAGUCACUCAAGCGCCUAUUUCUCAAUUGA